GGCAGGACGGAACUGGUGCGCGGGGAAACGGAGCCGGGUGGCCCAGGAAGCGGCAGCAGCAGCAGCAACUUCCGGGCGGAGCGGGGCUGGGGCAGGUCUGGGCGCCGCGCUCGGAUCCCCGCGCAGCUGGGCAGGUGGGGCGCGGGGAAUUAGACCAGUCUAAGGUGCUGGAAGAUGCUGUGAAAAAGCAUGGAAGAUAAAAGACGGAAAGCCAGAGUACAGGGUGGUUGGGCUGGACCUGUUAAGAGCAGAACAGCCUCAUAUGCAGCUCCAGGGGCUUCUGCGGCCAGGAACCUUGUGUCAGUGGGCACUGAUCAGACCUGGAUGAGAAGAGAGCAGCUUUCAUCCAAAAGACAAUUUGUGUUUAAAGAACCAACAGAGGUGGAACGCAAAGCUCCAGAGCCAAGAGUAAUAGAUGAACAGGGCCUGUAUGAGAUCAGCACGUUGCCAACAGGAGUGUCUCGGGUUCAUUUGAUUCCUGGCUUCAUUGACUCAAAACAAGCAGACUGGAUGUUUGAACAACUGCUCCAAGAGAUCCCCUGGAGGCAGAGAACUCACCUCAGGCAGGAUCUAUCUUACAAAGAGCCCAGACUCACUUCCUGGUAUGGGGAACUUCCUUACACUUACUCCAGGUUAACGAUGCAGCCAAAUCCUAAUUGGCAUCCUCUGCUGACCAUGCUGAAGGAGCACAUCGAAAAGGCCACCAGUCACACCUUCAACUCUCUGCUCUGCAAUCUGUACCGAAAUGAGAAGGACAGUGUCGACUGGCACAGUGAUGAUGAGCCAUCAUUGGGGAGAAACCCUGUCAUUGCCUCGCUCAGCCUUGGUGCCACCCGAAUCUUUGAGAUGAGGAAGAAACCCCCACCUGAAGAGAAUGGGGACUAUACUUAUGUGGAAAGAGUGCGGAUCCCAUUGCCUCAUGGAACUUUACUGAUGAUGGAGGGAGCUACCCAGGAAGACUGGCAGCAUCGGGUACCUAAGGAAUAUCAUGCCAGGGAACCACGGAUAAACUUGACAUUUAGGACCAUUUAUCCAGACCUUGAGGGAAUGCAAAGGUGAAUGAAGACAACUGUCUUGGAUAUUACUGGAUAUAACAUCACAGCUUAUCCAAAGCUUCAGACCUUGUGCUGGUUUGCAGCAAGAAGCCAUAAUAGAUUCAGUUACUGUCAAACAUCUGAUGGGGAGAGGGGAACGGAGCUGUCAUCAUGGAGAACUGUGACAGUCACAAGUUUCCUGUAACAUGCAGAUGAUACUGUUGUAUUUUCAGACAUAAGACGCUAUUUAAUUUUGCUAAUUCAUAGACUUCGUUUUGUUUGAUUUUAAAAAACAAUAAUGACCUGUCCCUUUGGAGAGAGGUGAAAGUGCUUGCAUAAAAUUAAAGAUAUGAGAGUUCA
Molecule: messenger RNA, 1394 nt
Organism: Mauremys mutica (yellowpond turtle)
Lineage: Eukaryota; Metazoa; Chordata; Testudines; Geoemydidae
Gene: ALKBH3
Product: alkB homolog 3, alpha-ketoglutarate dependent dioxygenase
Exons: 10
Coding region: 190-1059 (289 amino acids)
Biological process (GO): DNA repair; DNA alkylation repair
Cellular component (GO): nucleus
Molecular function (GO): dioxygenase activity
Source: RefSeq, a predicted model, not a curated record